GUGGAUUUUUGUGGUUAUGUUAAAAAGUUUGUUUUGAUUUAUAGUGCUCCUUCAGUUUAUCGUGAAAACCGUGUUUAAAAAUGAAAAGAAAAAAUUUUGUGAGUUUAAAGAAACCCGAAAAUUCGGAAGAGUCUGAAGAUGUUUCCGGGAGUGAGGUUGAAAGUACAGAUAGUGAUGGUGAUAUUGAUCCAGAACUAACAAAAUCUCCUCCAAUGCCUCCAAUGAAGGCUGUAAAACACAAAUUUGAAGAAUCUAGCCAGGAAUCAAAGGUAAAACGUGGGAAAUUUGAUAUGAAAAGGGCACCGACUGUUGAGGAGAUCAAUGAACUCAAAGAAGCCAGCAAUCUCUACCAUUCAAAUCUUUUUAAGAUGCAAAUUGAAGAGAUGCUUAAAGAAGUUAACAAAGUGCAAAAUAAGCAUAGGGCUUUUGUUGAAGAAUGGCUUGUAGAUUUUAACAAAUUCUUGAAGAAAUUGCCUCCUGGAGAGGAAAAACAGAAUUUGAGUGAUUUGUCUUGGCUCAAGAAGAUUAAACUUCCUCUGGAUAUUUCAUUUUUGGGUGAGACAAAGGGUACUUUUCAAUUUGUAGUACCCAAAAAGUCAGCUGUUAUUGUUGGAUCUCAGAAAUUGGGAACAAUAUUGGGGAAUCAACUUAUUGUGGAUAUUUGUAUUGAGGUUCCGAGGUUGUUUUAUCAAAAAGGAGACUAUCUCAAUAUGAUUUAUCAUAGGAAGAGGGCUCUCUACUUGUGCUACAUUCUCCAGCAGCUACAGAAAAAAUGUCCUGAUUUAGCUAAACAGCAGGAAUUUACUUAUGUAAGGGGUAAUCCAUUGAAACCGGCAUUGCUUCUUUCCAAUCCCGGAAAGAAUAAGCAUGUAACUUUUGCUAUUCAUUUGGCAUGUGACGAAGACACAUACAAAUUGGUUAGAUUUAUUCCUCUGAGGAAUAACGUGAGAUCAGGGAUAAUCAAGGGAACUCCAGAAAUGGCUGAAAGUGAUCAAUUUGCCACUCCGCACUAUAAUUCUUCAAUUCUGGAAGAUUUUGUGCUCCUUCGAAAUGAAAAGUACAUCUUUUCAGCUUUUGAAGGGAAACAAAAUGUUCGCGAUGGUGUAAUUUUGCUGAAAAUUUGGCUAAAACAACGAGGAUUAGAUCAAGGAUAUUCUGGUUUUUCGGGAUAUGUCGCUACAAUCCUCAUUGCCUUUUUAAUUCACUCCCGGAAAUUGAAUUACAAUGUCAAUAGCUAUCAAUUGGUGAGAAUUGUAUGGACAUAUCUGGCCAAUAGUGCCUGGAAUGAACAAGGCAAGGGACUAACCAUUCACGUAAAGGAAUCUGAGGAGCAAAAUCAACCGAAUCUAGAAGAAUUUCACAAAUAUUUCGAAGUUGUCUUCACGGAUUCAAGUGGAUUCCUCAAUUUAUGCGCCAAUAUGUCUGAGGAUGUCUACAAGAGGAUUAGAUUGGAAGCUAAGAUCGCACUGGAACUCUUGGAUAAUCCUUCAGUGAAUAGUUUUCAGUGCCUCUUCAUGUCCAAGAUUCCCCUCUAUCUGCAAUACGAUCAAGUCCUAAGUAUCCCAUUGGAGAAAUCUGUGGAAGAAGCUCUGGACAGAGAAUCAUCCAGUGCUGACGUACUCAAUUACUGUACAUUCUGGUACCCGAGACUGCUCAAGAUCACAUCAGAAAUCCUCCGAAAGGGUCUAUCCAAUCGACUAAUUUCCCUAUGCCCUCUGCCACAGCCUCAAACCUCGUGGACACCAUCUGAGAAUCCGAAAUCCCUCAAUAGCAAUGCUACUCUCUCAUUUGGGUUCAUCCUAAACCCCAAAGAAGCUUUGGAUGUCGUUGUGAAAGGACCUCAAGCCAAUGAACCCGAUGCACUUGAAUUCCGCAAUUUCUGGGGUGAAAAGUCUCAAUUGAGAAGAUUUAAAGAUGGCUCAAUCACAGAAGCCUGCAUCUGGGCACCAUCUUCCAGUUGCCUGACACGCAAGAGGAUGAUCUGCCGGGACAUUGCCUACCAUUUGCUCGCACAUCACCUAGACCUCAAAGAAGAAUCCCUAAGAAAAUCCUGCUCCUAUGCCGGAAAUCAACUCAAUUGUGAAAUUUCUCUCAAAGAUCCAGCCAAGAAUGACAAAUACCGCGAUGGCUAUGACAGCGAAAUGAUGUCCCUGCAUGUUAUACCAGAAUUUGAUGCCUUGGGCAAAAUUCUAAGGGGUUUGGAAGAUCUCCCACUGGAAAUAACUGGUGUUCAGGGAAUAUCUUCAAUUUUUCGCUACUGUGAUCCCAUUCAGAAUUUCCCAAAUGGCUACUGCAUCUCAAAUGCAGACUCCACAAAUCAAUUGUACGGCAAAAAAGUCUACGAAGGUGUCCUCCAGCUGAGCCUCAGUGGAAAGUGGCCAGACAAUAUUGAAGCAAUAGAGAAACUAAAGCAAGCUUUCUACUUGGAAUUGGCCAGGAGACUAGCAAUGAAGGGCAUAAAAUACACCAGAGUAUCCACAAAUGCCAUAGAAAUUCUGAAGGAAGGAUUCAUCUUUCGCUUCCAAGUGGCUCAUGCUAAAGAAUUAAUGCUAAGGAAGCAAGUUAUCGUCAAUGGGAUUACAAAGCAGAGGGAUACUCCUGAAAGUUUUCAAUUUGAGAAAAAACUGUUCAUCCUGCCACGUCUUUCGAGUGCUCUAAAUGGGAUUCAUCAGCAGUUUAAUUCCUUUGGACCGACAGUAUGCUUAGCAAAGAGGUGGCUCUAUUCUCAACUCUUUGACCAAUAUCUCUGGCCAGAUGAAUGUACAGAGCUUCUAGUAGCUUAUUUGUUCACAAAAGCUGGUGCUUCUUUACCUGCUUUCCAGCCUCAGACAGGAUUUCUGAGGUUCCUCCACCUUGUGGGCUACACUAAUUGGCAAAACGAAAUGAUAAUUGUGAAUUUCAAUGAAUCACUAAAUUACGAGGAAAUAUCCAAAUUGGAAGCAAAUUUCCUAUCAUCCAGAGAUAAUUUUCCGCCACUGACCAUUGUGACUUCAUUCGAUGCCACGAAGCACAGCAUUUGGGGGAAAACAGCUCCUAUUCUACAAGUUCUUGUACGCGUUUCCCUCUUGGCCAAAAAUAUCUUGGAUAAAAUUGAGGAAAAUUUAAUUUAUGGCCUCUUGGAGAUGGAAAAGCUGUUUCAUUAUCAUCAUUUUGAGUCCUUCGAUGUUACUAUCAAAGUUAACACGAGGAAUAUUAAUUUUGACGAUGGAAAUGCAUCAAGUGAGAUGCCAAAGAAGAGGCUUCCUGUCGAAUUCAAUCCUGCGAAGCUGUACUUGAGGGACUUGCGCUCGGCUUUCGGAACUGUUGCCCUCUUCUUUUCUAAUCCUCUCAAAGAGAAUUUUAUUGGGGUACUUUGGAAGCCAAGCAUUGACGUUCCAUCAGAUUUCCGAAUAUCCACUCUAACUGGACACACUUUUAGGAAAGAUGGAAAGAUAUGUUUGGACAAGGAUAAGAUUGUGAAAGAUUUUGAGAUCCUGGGCAAGGGAUUGGAGCCAGAAAUCAUGAGAAAUACAUAAAAUCGUUAAAACAAAA
Phlebotomus papatasi is the source of this 3531-nucleotide messenger RNA. It is a transcript of the gene Mat89Ba, whose product is annotated as nucleolar protein 6. NCBI's taxonomy places the organism in Eukaryota, Metazoa, Arthropoda, Insecta, Diptera, Psychodidae. Bases 81 to 3515 code for a protein of 1144 amino acids. Gene Ontology annotation, cellular component: CURI complex; small-subunit processome; UTP-C complex. Gene Ontology annotation, biological process: tRNA export from nucleus; rRNA processing. The record is from RefSeq and is a predicted model, not a curated record. The transcript has 4 exons.